AUGGCCGCCAAUGAAAACAAAUUCCACCCAUCGCCAAAGUAAGUGAUCUUUAUAAGAAUUAAGAGAGGAGUGACUGCAGUUAUGCCUCGCGACGUUUUGCGAGCCUUGCGAGACACGCGAGUCACUUAUUUCUAGUUCUAGAAUUCGAAUUUCAAAGGGUCAUGGAUGAAUAGCUAAAAGAGCAGGUUACGGGAUUGGUUGAGAGUUCCAUGAUCGAGUUCUAGAAGGCGGAAGUAGGUCGAAGUACUCGUUGUUACAAAUUUUGUUGAGCACAUUGAUUUGCUUUUGCUCUCUAAACGAAAUGGCGUCAACUUCAAAGACAAAAAAGACCAAAGGAAGUUUAGCUAGAUUCUUAGAGACCUUAUGGGCAAUGGUUGACGAUGAAGAUGAGAUAGAGAAAUGCAGUAAAUACAUAUCGUGGAAUGAGGUAUCUUAAUUGAAGCAUCAAAGCUUACUGUUUCAUAAUACUUCUUUUCUUACUGACCUGCACGCCUCGUUUACAGUUUUUUAAGCUGUAUUAAAAUGAUAUAGAAUGAUUCAACAUAAUGAUGCUCUAAGCUUAUUUCACAUUCCCUAUUUUUUGCAGAGUGGAACUGGUAUAAUAAUCAAAAGUCGAAACGAGUUUGCCUCCCACAUCCUUCCUAUUUAUUUCAACACUCAAGAGUUUGCAAGCUUCCAUCGUCAACUAACUAAUUGUAAGUAUGCUUGUAAUCAGUUUUUGCACACAACUGCUGCAUCCCUUGUGCAGAAAAAUUAAAGACAAAAGAACUCAACCGAGAGUAAUCUCGCUUCCAGCAACAUGUUUGCAUAAGCCAAACGAUAGCUGUGCUACAAGAUACUUUAAUUUAAGAUAAUAGAUAAAUGGGUAAUAAACAAAAUAUUUUGUAAAUCUUAGCUAAGAGAAGAAAUGAAGCGAUUUUAAGGCCUCUGUAAUUGACUCUGUAAAUAUCUGAUCAGCAAUUGUUGGAUAAUGCAUGGUUAAAUUUUACAUUUGAACACCCCACCUCUGGGAAAUCCCUGGGGUGAGUCUAUCCAUUUGGGCUUGGGGGUGGAGAUUGGUUUGAAGGAGCCCUAUCCCAGGGAUAGGGGGAGGGGUAAAGGUAAAGAAUAAGGUACACAGGAGACCAAAGGCCCAAAACAGCUGCAGCUUAUACCGGUUUCUUGUAGCAUGAAGCAUGCCUCAAAGUAUUUUUACUCCCCUCUGGAUAGAAUGCUAGUCCAUUGCAGGCCUACCCCCAACAGUACGUUGCUGGUACCCAUUUAUACACCUGGGUGUAGAGCGAUAAAGUAGAGUAAAGUUCCUUGUCUAAUUUAACAACGCCAAGUGCCGGGCUUGAAUCCUGGACCUAGUUCAAGUUGUUAACCACUUGGUACCACAUGCCUCCAAGGUAGGGGGAGGGGUUUAUUAAAAAUUACUUCUUGUUGUUCUUGUGAAAAAUAUUUUAUUCUAAAGAACAGUAAUUUGCAAAUGUGGAAGUAAAGUGAAACCUGACACACAUUGCCAUUGUUUUAAGGUAGCUUUUCUUUUUUAAAGCAUAAUUAUUCAAGUGAAAGCACAGGCAGCCCAAUCUCAGUAUGAGAGCUUCAUCAUUAUUUGUGUGUAUCAUAUUGCAUAAUCCUCCAAAUGGCCGUGAUUAUUAAGAAUUUGUAUGUGGGAAUUCAGGUGAAUAGAUUUAAGAUGAUACUUUCAGGAAUUUUCAAUAAAAAUGCUUAACCGUAUUUACUUGGUGCCUUCUUGCUUUCUGCAAGCGACUGCGAAAAAGCAAACACGGCUCCCAUGAAGAAGUGCUUAAUUUAAAAGCAAAUUUUUGUCGCUCUAUGGUUUCAUUUCCUCUCAGCAGAACAACUUACUAGUUAAAUUUUUAAUAUUUUCAAACUCUUUCUUUCCAUUUUUUUUUCUUUUACUGUGUAAUGAUAAUUAAUAUUUUGCAAUCCAUUGACAUGAAAUUAUAGUCACCUGAAUUUCAUGGUAUGAUGACAAGCAGGAGACGUUUUUUUUCAAAACUUGAAAUUAUUUUGUUCCAGUAGCUCUAAAAUCACUAUAUGUAUUGCAGAAUAUUUAAUGUGUUUCCUAUUCACCUAAGAAAAAAAAUGAACAACACCUGGGCCCAUAUGUGGAAAUGGUUGCCACAUUAUUUUAAUACACACCUAAAACAUGGCUUGAGUAGUAUUAAUUUUAGAACUGAUCUUGUUUGCUACUCCUUUGAGCUGAAUUGCACAGAUCCCUCUCAUGAUACAUCCUCAGAGGCAGGGUCAGUGAGUGAUGAGAGGCAGCUGGGUAUAUUCACAGGCUUGUAUUAACCACAUGGAAAAUAUCAUGUGUUAAAAAUUAAUUCGUUUUUUUUUUUUGAGAAGAUGGAUUUAAAAAACUCCAGGAUGUAGAGGAGGAUGAGUUCGUAAAUGAAAACUUCAUAAGAGGCUCUCCAGAGUUACUGAAGAAUAUCAUCAAGAAAAAGGUGAGUGCACAGAUCAUGAGUCUUCUAUUAAUUAUAGCACUAAUGACAAUAAGCCUAAAUUCACUCCUGAGUGCACAUUGCAUAUGGCUGAUGUAAAAAUUCACAUUUCAAAAUUUCUUCUUGUUUGAAGAAUCCAGGGGUUUCAAUAAAAGUUGAAUUAAGGUGGCUCGAUACAGUUUUUCUCCUUUUCUUUAACACAAGUUUUUAAAAAGAUUGAAACUACUAUUAGGUGAAAUUGCAUGUCAAACAGCCGAACACCAAGAUUGUCCAUUUUUUACCAUAUUUCUAACCACAAAUUCUUUAUCCCAAAAUAUCUCGAUAACGCUCUUACAGAUUUCGCUUAAACUUCACGAAAAUCGAGACUAGUAUUGGAGGAAAAAGCUCCUGUGAAUGAUUUUCGAAGAACAGUUCCCAGUGCCGAGAUAUACUGCUGCAAGUAAAAUAGGUAAUAGCGUCAUUUCGUUGCUAUGACAACUCCGAUGCCGUUGCAAGCCUGAUCAUAACAAAUUUUCAUCUUCAUCUAAUACAACUGUGGUGGCAAUUUUUCCAAAACUUUGUUUGUGGCGAUGUAGUUUAUGCUCAAACUUGGGAGGUAUUGUCCCUGAAAAACUGUAUCGAGCCACCUUAAGUAGCCAGACUGCUAUUGAUCCCCCCAGACCCCGCAAGAAGAAGGGGACCAACAGACUGUUGAUACAGUCAGUUACUUUAUUCAAACCUGCUCUAUAUAUUAUGAUCACAAUGAUUUAAUUACGUUCAUUUGCAGCACAUCAACAAAUUCUGUAUAAAUUGACCUACAUGUAUAAGGAAAUGAGUAAAAAAUUUAUUGGAAUAAAGCAUUAACAUUAUAAUAACUAAUUAAAAGUAUAACAUAAAAUCUGUAGGCAAACAUAUUUAUGAAAUUACACAAAAUAAGUUUACAUUCAGAUUUUAUGAUAUAGUUUUUGUUUAUGGCAUUAUAAAAACUAGUUGCUUCUUCUUUUGAGAAAAAAAUAGCUGACUUCUUUGAGUAAAGUAGCCGACAGUCAUUUCUUGGUCAUCGGUGCUUUAAACUCAAACCCCCGAGAAUCCAAAGAAAUAAAAAGAACCAUGCAUUCAAAAGUUCUGCCAAAGAGGUUUCAUUUGAAGGGUAACAUUAUUAGGAUUUACAUGUUUACAUUUAUUUAAAAACAUGAUGAUCGACUUCUAUCACCCUUGCAUCAGGAACCCGGCCAGACUGGGGUCAAAGCCUGGCCUGAAAGCUGGGGUGAGCCUGGCUUGUGGCCGGGCUUUGGCCAUGUUGGCCAGGGGAUAAAAAAGAAUGCGGAAUGCCGUGGCCACAGGUCCAGCCCGGCCUGGCCUGGCAGCAGUUGGCCAGGGCCAAAAACUGAGAAGGAAAAGCAAAAAACAUAAAUGGUCACGUGGUCCGGAAACAAGGGGCUCUGGAAGCAGCCGUUACCGGGUGUCAGAAAAUUUCUGAAAACUGACAAUGUGUCAUUCUUUGUGAAAAAUAGCAGUUGUAAAGUAAAGAGUGUCCUUCAUGGGACAACAAAUGGCCAAAGAUUCUGAGGUAUUCAUGUUGCAGUCUCUUAAUGUUAUAAAUUUUUGGCCUGGAAAUUCAAAAAAGCCCGGCCAAGCCUGGCUUGAAUAAUUAAGGCCUGGAUUAGGCCGGGCUUUUAUGACUAGGGUUACCGAGAAAGCUCAGCCUCGGAAGUAACAAGACCAGGAAGGCCAAGCUUUGGCAGCCAAGGUUGCCAAGAAAGCUUGGCUGUGACCAUGCUUGGCAGGCUUUACCAGGCCGCAUUUUCCCGGUAAGCCUGGCCAGCCUUUUCCAGGCUGGCUGGGUUUUUGGCCAGGCUCCUGAUGCAAGGGCAAUUAAUUCAUAAUCUGUAAUUGUACACUGUAUAUAUUUUAAUCAUUUUGACUGUUCAGUUUGAUAUUACUGUUCUAGGCACUCUUUAUUUUUUUUAUGGGGUAGGGGGCCUGGUGGGGUUUGAUGGCUUAGCACUAAUAAAAUUAAUAAUGACCCCCUCUUCAUUAGACAGUUUUUCACCUGCCCCUGCCCCAGGUUGAAGCCUUAAACAUUUGAGAUGACCUCUCCCCCCUCCCCCUCCCCCUCCCCCACAAGAGAAAAGAAAAGAAACAUUCAAAGUUAUUAAGCUGAACUUAAAUCAAACAUAAAGCCUUGAGGUCAAUUUCAACAUUCUAGUAGGUUUCAGAAUUAGUCCUGUUGAACACCAGUAACUGUAUAAAGUUACGGUGAGGGGUUCCAGUGGUACUUUCUUUCCCCACAAAAUUUUAAACUAUUUUCACUGAUCCGCCCUUGAACUGCUUGUGACAUAAUAAGUUUCAUCAUUAAAGAACAACUUUAAGUCAGCUAACUUAUGUAGGGUGAAGAGGUCUUUCAAACCAUACUAGAAUGAGCAUGAUUCAGUCAAGGAGGCAGCCGGUGUAGAAAAGGGGAAAAAAAAAACAUGACUUUGUACAGUCGAGCCGAAAAUUCACGUAAAAAUCUGGGUCCACUUAACCUACCCCCGGGGGGGGGGGGACUCCGUAUAUGAAAUGGGCUGGGGAUGCUCGUCGUCUCGCUUAGGGGUGAAAAUUUCAGAUUUUGGUCUUGCUUGGGGUUUUCUGGGCAAACCACCAUUAUAUUUAGCCGUAAAGGUCUCUUAGGGUUGCACUCGAAGAAAUAUUUAAAAAUUAUAUAUUUUCAAUUCAUUUCAUUUACUCGAUUCAUGUAAUCAAAGUUUAAAAUGAUCCCUUUUAGGAGUCAAAAAAGGUUAGGCCACGCCCAGAUUGGUCUCCUUAUUAGGGGUUUAAUUCAAAAUUUCCGACGAACAUUCCCACCCCUUUCACAUGCCGAGUCCCCCCCCCGGAACCUACCUACCAUUCCUUUCAUCUAUCCUCAGUUCCUAAAAGCUUUCCCUCAAAAUUUUUCAACCGACAUAAACCCCACUAAAUACCCAGCAAAAGAAAAAAAAUGAGUUAAAGAAGAGGGGAGGAGAGAACUAGCAUUAAAAGAACUCCACAGACUGCUGUUUCACUUUCAAAAUUAUUUCGAAAUUUUGCCCUCUACGAAUGCCCAUAGUUCAGAAGCUACUAUUUUGCACCUGAAGAAGGGUAUGAAGGCCACAAAGUGUAGUGUCCUCUUUAUAGCCAUACAUUGAUGAGAAAACAGCUCAACUAUGUAGCUUCAAAACACGUUUUUCGGCAAUAAAAAUUCCCAGGAGAGAUCAAUAAAAGUAGAAAAAUAAAAAAGCUUUUUUUGUCUGCAUGCAGUCAUACAAAUUGAAGCGAAUCACUGUUCUUUACACCUGUCAUUUUUUGUCUGCCCCUCUUUGAAAGAAGCCAUGAUAAUUAUGGCUCAUCAUUUUUGGAAUGGCUUGCCCCCCUUAAAUCCUAUCAACCCCACCCACCUGAUACAAAUGAACAGCAUGGAUGCUAACUGUGCAGUUUGCUGUCACUUGUAUUGUAACAGCCACCUUAACAACAAUCAUACAUGUAUUUCCUUGUAAUGUUAAUUUUUUUGUAUUUUAACACAGCCACCUGACAAGCAUCAAGCGGGUUGUUCCUCUGACAGUGGUGGUAUAAAGCAAAAAGGUACACAGAUUGAUAUCGCAUGUAAAGUGUUCUUGUCAAUUAUAAAAGCAAGUAGUAGCACAUGCUAUGACCGACUCUUAAGGGAUCUAUAGCUGAGGAAAAGCUAAGCUGGUUUUUUUAUUAGUCGACAAGCUUGCUUUUUACUCAACUGCACCUUCAAAAUUACCCCUCGUAAUUAUUUUCCAGAGUAAUUUGAGCUGGUGGUAGUAUUUGUCUUACAGCUGAUGAAAUGAGCUGGAAGUAGCCUCUUAGUGACUGACAUCCCUUCUCUUUUAUCAUUUGUCUCAUGAUAAUGAAUUUUAAUAUUGAUCCUGAUCCAUCAACUACAUGACUGCUGAGUGGGACCUUUAUUAGCACUUUGGUUGCUAGUGACUGGUGCAUAUAAGAACAUCUCGCGGGGUGGUGGGUUUUGUUUCCAGGCAUUGCUUGUAUUUACAGUCCCUGUAUGGAUGGAAUUGACUAAUAAAUUAAUUAAAAGAAAAAAUUUAUGCUGGUACAUGUACUGUAGGCAAAAUCAUUCCUAUUGAAACACUUCAGGCGAGCAGCUCACCGUGUGAUCGAGUCUCCCAUAGCUCUUGAUGGUUAGAGUCUCCAACUGGAAACUGAAAGGUCAUAGGUUCCAUUUCUGAGCAGUUUGUUAUGUACACAGCUGUACUUAAUAUCUAUUUCCGCUUCGUCGCAUGGUUUAUUUUCAAACAUAGUAUGAAUUAUUUUCCCUUUCUUUAUUGCUAUUUUGUUUACGUGUUACGUUUUUAGUUGCGGUCUUCCUAUAAAUAGCUUUUGGUUUAGUGGAGUUUCCCGUGAAAUAAAAACAAAAAGAAAGAUUACGUUGUCCUAUGUUAUUUGCAAAGGGAAAGAUUUAGAUAAGCGCUGCCCUGAAAUAAGAACUGCACCUACACGUCGUACCAUCAUAGCAAUGAAAGAAACUUCAUGACUUACCCGUUGUGUGUAUUUACGCUCGCAUUUUCUAUCCCUUAGGCUCAAGUGCGCGUAGAACGAGUGUAAAAACUCAUCCAGCCCAGAAUUCUGUUUCUACGUCAUUACCACGUAACCCCCAGGUAAAGUUUCAGAUAAGGUAUUAUUUAUCAAUCCCACUACUGUAUUGUGAUUAUUUCAAAUAGUUGAAACCCAGCAAUCUUUGCACAACUAGGUUUAAUAUGUCUGUCCUGUUGAGUAGUAGUCCUGACCUUUCGCAUCGUGCAACAACUGCACUUGUACCGGAAUUCAUCUCGAGACAUGCUGAAAUUAGGGUUUGCAAGGAGUUCCUUGGAAAUUCGCUUCUGUGUAUGAUUUGCUCUUUCAGCCGCUGCGGUUUUAAGUAAGAGGGAUUAUAGGGCUUUUCCUUUGAAAUAUAUCAAUAUCACUUUUAUUAUUUAUAAAUGUUGUUUAGGGUGUAAUUAGAAUAAUAACCCCUUUAGUUCUCACAGGCGAGCAGGCUAUAGGGUGGAUUGGCGGGCUCACAGGCGAGCUGUUUGCCUUCAAGUUAUACUUUUUUCUGUUAAGUGCGCAAUAGCCUCUCUACUCCGCAGGCCUGCCUCUUUGUGUCAAAGGGUAGCCUGUGAACAGCAGACGCAUUUCUGGUCGUCGCUUAUUUCGCAGGGAGAGAAGCGACGACCGAAAAUGCGUCCGCUGUUCGCAGGCUAGUCAAAGGGGGGCUGAGGAAAGGGAAAAAAAAGCGACCAGCGAGACCCUCUGCGCCGGAGGAGAGGGCGAAAUAGCCAUUAGCGAACGCCUGUGAUUUUAUCUGCCACUUAUUUUUCUCUGUCCGACAAUAAAGUUUUUUAUUUGAAAAAUCUAGUUUUCGCCUCGAAAACCAAAAUUGCGGCACGUCAUAUUGGGGAAAAAAGCUUGUCAGCAAGUGGUUGCAAUAUGAUUUAUUAAAAAGCUCCUCGGCUUCUUUUAGGAACGACGGAAUUGUGGUCGCGUAUUCUCGUGCAACCUUGAAAAAACGACAGUUAAGUCAAAAAGACAUGGGAAUAUUGUUGUUGUUGCUGUUUUUGUAUUGUGCCUAUCAGAGUAUGGGUUGGGAGCAGGGACUGGAUGGGAGGUGCCUUCCUCCCUCAACCCCCACCUCUCGGGUCAAAAUCUAUGCUUGCAUUGUACCGCACAUAAUACAAAUAUCAUGAUUAUAUUUAUAAUGUUGUUGUCAUUUAUUGGGCAACAGAACCCCACGCUGUCAGGAGAAGGGCCAACACUGAAGGGCAAGUAUGAACAGACCAAUAAGCUAUCUGAUCAUAAGCCGUCGAAGAAAACGAGAACAACCACCGGCGUUUCAAAGCACAAAAAUCCAGCUACAAGGAUGCAUCCAUACCCGAGACCAACUCAGUGGUCUCAGAAAACACCUGCUUCUGAGAAGGAUAAUAGCAUCCAUCAAAUAAAACCACAGCUGUCAAUACUUCCAGGUAAAUAUUCCAGUUUCGAAUUCGUCGCGGCCACUGAAUAGAAGCACUGAAGACUCGUUUAUACAGGGUUAGCCUCAACCUAAGGUAAAUAUAUUCACAAAACCCAGUCAGAAGAAGACCUGUGUACAACUGCGGCAUCUGUUUGUUUAAACUCAAAUUCAUACACCUUCUCGCAGGUGUUUGUGAAUAUUUUACUUUAGGUCGAGGCUACCCCUGUACAGAAAUGUCUUCGGCACUUUUAUUAAGCGGCCACGACGAAAACAUGAUACCUUUAAGCUACGUGCAAACGGACGCACGCAAAAACUUCCAACAUUGUGGGGCCAACAGUGUUGGGAGUUGUUGCGUCCGUGUUGGCAGUGGUUUGCAAACGGAUGCAACAACUUCCAACAAUGUUGGGGCCUUCAGUGCAUCGUGGGGAGGAUACAACCCGUAAACAUGGGUAAUGCACUUGUGUGGCCCCGACAUUGUUGGAAGGGCUGUGCAAACUGAUCCAACAUUAGGGAGUUUAAGAUACCAGGACGGCGACGGCCACGAAAACGUCCCUCAAAAAGUGAAUUUGCGUUCUUUCAAUCUCCCGUCGUAGUCGUGCAGUGACGGCAAAGAAAUGUACAAAAAAACAUGCUGCACGUGCAGAGUUGUUGUUUUUUUUACGUUCUCGUUGUCGUCGCCGUCGUGCUAUCUUAAAGUCCUUAUUGUUGCGCUACGCUACGGCGAUCGCGGAAGUUCAUGAAACGUUGGGAGUUCUUGGCUGAAACGUUUGACCGGUUUCAAACUUUGCGCAACAACUCCAACAACACGCAACAGAAUCCAGCAGGGUGUGCAAACGGACGCAACAUGUAACAGCAAACAAUGUUGCGUCCGCACGGGGCUUUACAAGUGGAAAUGACUUGUUAACUUCGCACGUGAAAAAGUUGCUGUUGCUAUGGUUACAUAAUAAAUCGCGCCUUUCGCAGCUGUAAAAAAUUAUUUAAGUGAAAUGGUUUGGUAUAUCAUUGGUGUUAAUAUAAUCAUUAGAACGUUACAUGGCCGCUUGGAGAUAUGAACUUUCUUUUCUCGUGUUGAAAAAUAAUUCACUGGUAUAUUUUUCAACGCUCGAAGAGUGUUGGGGAUAAGCACAGAUUUCUUCAACUCAAACGGUGAAAACUAAAACAAAAAUACAAAACAUGUAGGUAGAGAGCAAGAUAGAACUGAAAAACGAACCAAAUACUUACAAGUUCUGUGCUCUCUCUACCAUACAAACAACGCAACAACUAUCACAGAUCAACACCCUAGUCACAUGGAAAAAGAAGUCACGUGACCAGUGCUCAGGUCCCUAUCAAAAAAACCUAACAGUUUUCGGAUAAUUUUCAUGUCCGAUUUUUAAAUUAGAUUUGUCCCGAACAUCCCGGCCUCCUUGGGGCGAUCGCGUAGAACGUCCCAACAGUUAAACUCAGCAACUACACCGCAUCUACUUCUUUCACAUCGUUCUCAAGCAAGCACAACUUCUGUAUAGGACGAACAUAGACAGCAUCCUUGGUCUUGACUUUCACAGUCCGUACUAGACCAUCUGCACCCGGGUACGUCUCCAACACUCUACCGAGAUUCCAAUGCCCUCUAGGGGUGUUGUCGUUAACAAGAAGAACCAAGGCGUCGGGUUUGAUAUUAGGCAGCACUCUUCGCCAUUUACCUCGUUGUUGGAGGGUUGGGAUGUACUCCUUCAACCACCUUUCCCAAAACAAAUUAGCCAAAAAUUGAACCUGCCUCCACUUCUUUCUGUAAAUGUCAGUCUUCUCAAAGACUCCAGGAUGCAAACAGAUGAUCUUCCUCUGCAUCAAUAGGUGGGCCGGUGUUAGCGGUUCGAGAUCGUUCGGAUCGUCCGAGUUCGCUGUGAGGGCUCUUCCGUUAAGGAUACGCUCAACCUCAGUAACAAGUGUUCGUAGAACCACAUCUGUCACAGUUUGCGCCCCCAAAAUGGACUUUAAGACUGUCUUUGCACUUCGAACCAUACGUUCCCUUACGCCAGACAUACUUGAUGCAGUCGGGGGUUGAAAUAUCCAUUUACAGCCUCGUUGUAUCAGCUCUCUCUCUAUCUGCCCUUGGUUCCAUUCCUGGAGACUCCUCUUCAAUUCUCGUUCGGGCCCAACGAAGUUAGAACCGUUGUCACAUCGUAACUCUUUCACGUCUCCCCUUCGAUUUAUAAAACGCCUUAAACACAUGAUGAACUCAUCAGUAUCCAUAGAAUUAACCACUUCAAGAUGUACGCUACGGGUGGUCAAACAGGUAAACAAGCAACACCACCGUUUCGCGGUCCCUCGGCCAUGUUUCACAUAAAUCGGGCCAAAGAGGUCCAUACCAGUGAACGAAAACGGUGGCUCAUAGGCUGUAAGUCGACAUUUGGGUAAGGGUGCCAUCUGCUGGGUCAUAGGUUUGGCGUUAAGUUUCUUGCAGGUAAGGCAUCGAUUAAGGACCGAUCUAACCAAUACACGCACUUGAGGGAUCCAGAAAUCUUCCCGCAACCUUGCAAUAACAUGUUCCCGUCCCAAGUGACCAAUAAGGUGGUGAACGUGACGUACAACCAACUUGGCGACCGGAUGGUCUCUGAGAAAAAUCAUUUGUUGGCCGAGUGUACAGGAGGUCGGCUUGAGCUGACCACGGCCAUUAACUCUCAGGAUUCCGCCUUCGUCAAGUUUGGGAUUCAGUGACGCAACCUUGCUUGACGGCUUGACCGCACCGUUGGACUUCAAAUCUUUAAUCUCCUGUGCAUACGCCAAUCCUUGGACAAUCCUCACAAUUGCUGCAGUUGCCGCGUCAAAAUCGUCAACACUGAGACGUCCAGUUUUGGCGUUCUGUUUGUCCUUAACAAAUUGUACAAAACGCAGGAGCCAGGCCAUUCUGCGCCUGAGGCGGGACCAAUCUGAACAGGUAGUUAAUAACACUCGGAGGGGCGGUUCUUCACAGCUUUCGACGGCCGUAGGCCUUGUAUCUUCCUUCUUCGUCACGGACGGAUUAGGGGAAAGUUGGACGGAGUGCACGAGAGCUUCCUUCUUUAACUCCAGACCUUCAUCGGGUACGAAUUGGCACUUGUCUGUGGGCCAACAAGUUUCCGGCUCCCACAAGAAGUCAGGUCCACGAAGCCACAUAUGGUCAGCAGUUAGCGAAGACGGGCUCAUUCCUCGCGACACAUAGUCUGCCGGGUUUAAGGAUCCUGGCACAUGAUGCCAAUCCUCUACAAGUGUGUGCUCCCUUAUUUCUUCCACUCUGUUAGCUACAAACGUCUGAAGUCUUCGUUUCUCGUUUCUCAGAUAGUGCAGCACUAUUUCACUAUCAGUCCAAAGAUACGUCCUGGAAAUGUUCAGUUCAAGUUCCUCUCGCAACAUCUUAAACAUCCGGGUUGCGAGUACAGCUGCUUGCAAUUCCAGUCUUGGAAUACUAACAAAUUUCACAGGUGCAUUUCUGGCCUUUCCAAUAAUGAAGGCGCAAUGAACUCGUCCAUCGGGGUACUCGCUUCGCAGAUAUGAUGAUGCGCCAUAGCCAAUCUCUGACGCAUCUGAAAACAUAUGAAGCUGUAACUUGCAUUGACGCGGGUCACCGUCCGACAGGAAAUAGGACCGAGGGAUAGACAACUCGGACAACAAGGGUAACUCAGUGUUCCAUGCUCUCCAUUUAGACAGAAAUUCUUCGCUCAGGGGCUCAUCCCAUCCUAUGUUAGCCUUCCAUAGGUCUUGAAUCAGGCGUCGUGCAGACAAAGCCACUGGUGCUGCGAAACCCAGAGGAUCAAACAAUGAACAAACAGUGGAGAGUAUACCGCGCUUUGUUUCAGGGCGAACUAGGCUUCUUAUUUCGAACCCCAACGUAUCAUCUCCAACAGACCAACGAACUCCGAGUGCACGCUCUAUAGGUAGCUCGUCCAGGUCAAGGUUUAGAUCUGGCUUAGAUCGCUUAUCAUUUGGGACAGCACUUAGUAGUCUCUUGGAGUUCGACGUAAACUUGGUCAAGUUAAAUCCGCCUCGAGCGAGCAGUUCUACCAUGUCAUGGGCUAGGCGAAUUGCGCACUGUUCAUCAUUCUCAGAGGGAAGAGCAUCGUCAACAUAGAAAUUUCUUUUUACAGCUGUAAUAACACUAGAGCUGUACUCUUCGGCAUUGUCGUCGGCCACACGGCGCAAAGUUGAGUUUGCAAUACAGGGGGAGGAAGCCGCUCCGAAAAUAUGCACUUGCAUGACGUAUGUAUCAGGGGGAUUAACAUAUCCAUUUGUCCACCACAGGAACCUCAAGGAAUCCUGGUCUUCCUCACGCACACGUAUCUGAUGAAACAUCUUUUCGAUGUCGGCAGCGAACGCUAUUUUUCCCUGGCGGAAACGUAGGAGAACACCAACCAAGUUGUUGGCUACAUCUGGUCCAGUCAGCAAGUUCUUAUUAAGCGAAGUUCCCUCGCAUUCAGCUGCUGCAUCGAACACAAUGCGCACCUUGCCUGGUUUGGUAAGACUGGUUACAGGGUGAUGCGGAAGAUACCAAUGUGUUUUAGACUCUUUGUUUAACUCUUCUUCUGACAACUUGCGAGCGAACCCACUGCUGAUAUAACUAUCCAUAACUUCGCGGUACUUAACGGCCAUUUCUUCGUUGCCAGGUUUCGUAAGACGGCGUCUCAGGCACUCUAGACGGUGCUUGGCCAUGGCUACAUUAUUCGGAAACUGGCGUUCUUUCUCCUUCCACAGCAUACCGACUUCAUACCGACCGUCCACGCAGCGGGUGGUGUUCUCAAUUAUCUUCAAGGCUAUUUUGUCUUCCACCGAGAGGGGUUUCUCAUUUGAUUUCAGUGUCCCGUAAUCCUCCAGAUUCCAAAAUUUUUCAAUGAGAGAACGCGGUUCAGGGUCAAUCAAGACAAAGUUUGCUGAAACCCCUUGACGACAAUUGGCACCAUAAGGACCACAAACGCACCAGCCCAAGGGAUAACGACAGCCAUAGAGCCCUUUCUUCUUAUCUUCAGGGACUCUAACUUCCUUCUGUAAAUGUGCAUAGGGAAUAUUGUUUCCAACAAGUAUAGAGACUCUCUUGAUGUCAACCUCCGGGAACUCCACAUCACGUAAGUGUGGGUACUCAAUAGUGUCAAUCUGCUCCGGAAGAGGACAGCGCGACUGGUUGAGGUUAGGCAGGACAUAGGCCUCCGAAACGUCAAUACUCUCCCCGGAAGUAUCCACCGAAGUCAAGGUAAAGGACACACGUUUCGACUCUACCACAUUGUCACUACUUGAAAUCGUGUUAAUUCCGAUUUGCACGGGUGUUCCUUGAAUACCAAGGUGAUCAACUAAAUCUUGUUCAAUGAGGGUGUCAGUGCAGCCACUGUCUAAGAAGGCGUAAGUGGAUACAGUUUUACCAUUCUCAGCAGAUAUUACAACAGGUAUAACGUUCAACAGCACUUUCGCUUGCACAGUCGCAACGGCAGCGGACGAUAUUGGCACCUUUCCCACAGACUUGUCAGACUUGUCUCCGCUUGCGGCUGGAGUGACAUUUCCCCUUUCGCUGUUUGGGGAUUUAGGCGUCGCCAAUGGCUUGUCAGACUUAUCACUAGACUCUCUAUUAUUCCGUGGGAUGAAGCGACGACCACCAUAAUUACUUUCAGAGUGCAGAAGAGGAAUGUGUCGACCGGAACAUACUGAACAUGCUGGUGGGUCCGGACAGGAGCCAGAACCGUGUCCGGGCCUUUCAAGACCACAAUUAAAACAAAAUCCACAGGAUGCCGCAUACUGUCUUUGCACUGCCACGUGUUUGCACUGUUUGAUAAUAGGGCAUUCUUGGAGUUUGUGGCGCUUACUUGAUUUGCAAAUUCCGCAGUGUUCAGUGUUCUCAGAAGCAGGAGUUUUAUGAUCAACGCCGGUAGUACUGAUUGUGGUGUUCUUUACUGGAAGCUUUGGAGGAAGUUUGGUAUUCUUGUUUUCCCGCUUAAAUGUCUGCAACCCGAACACCGGGUCAUUUCUGAUAGACGCUUGUUUGUGCACAAAAUCAGCGACGUCCUUUAAUCGAGCGGAUCUUCCGGACUUCACGAGCUCGUAGUUCACGGUUUGCCACUUCAGGAUUAAGUCGUUAGGUAAACGGUUCACGAUGCGCCUGAGGUUCGUCGCUACGCUCGCCUCGCGUUCAACGUCUCCCUUGAGGAUCCUGGUGGCUGCAUUUAAGUUCUCAGAGAAAUUGAGAAGACCAGUAUUGUCGCCGUACGCCAACUUGGGGCCAGAUGCGAGCUCUUCCACACAUGCUUGCGUCACUCUCACCGCUUGGCCAAAACGUUUCUCCAACGUUUUCAUAAUCUCAUUAAACGUACAACCUCUAUUACGCUUCACAACCUCUAACGCUUCUCCCGCCACGAAUUUAGGCAGAUACUCCACUUGCUGGGCAUCAGGAUUUCGAGGUGCGUACGAACUUGUUCACGAAAAAAGGGGAACUCGGCUGGAUUACCACUGAACUGUGUCGGCUUUAUUCCGCUAAGAUAUUGUGCUUUCCACAUUGCGGCAACAUGAUCACGGGGAGCCUGGUCCAUGCUGGAGACGGUCUGCGACCUCCCGAAGUUAACACGUUCAGGGGACUGGGUCGAGUUAAUCCCCGCAGAAGGAGUGGUGGUGUUCAAUCCCUUCACAGACGAUUCAUUGUGGCUCAACAUAGUGUCCGACGGUCUUGAAACUGCUGGAUACUUUGGCUCCGUUGAUUGAGGUGUUCCACUGGAUAUCACAUACACGGCACUCGGUUGACUGUUAAACCCAUCUCUAGAAACAUACUCGGACGUGACUGGGGUGGAGUGUGAUUGCUUGUUAACAAUAAACGUAGAAGUGUUCAAGGCACUAGGCACAACAGGGGGGAGUUUGCUUUCAGUCAAGUUAUCCAUUUCAAUUUUCCAUUCAAGCUCAGCCAAUGUUGCUUCCUCUUCAAGGCGCCUAAGUUCCAUCCUUUGCUUAUAUUCAUGAGCCACUCUUGCUGCUUCUGCAUCUUCCUUUGUCCUAGCUCUUGCUAAGUCUAGUUUCAUUUUAGACACCAGUGCCCUCUUUAGUGAUUUCUUCUGUGAAGAAACUGAUGAUGCCUCAGAAUGUUUGGUAACAUGAGUAGCAACGCUGUGCACUGACUUAUUGUCAUCUUGUUUCGGAUCCCAGACUGGUAGUCCACGGUCCAUUCCAAGUUCGUCAUGCCGGGGGUCUGGUCUUCUAAACAAACCCUCACACUCAUUGAUAAUAUCGUCCACUUCACGUUUCAGAGUAGAAUAACGCUCUUGUACAUGUUCUAAGCGUUUUCUCCCGUUAAUUCCUGCAAGGUACCUCCCAUGAAGUCCCUCGAGCCUGUCCCAUUUUUCCAAGAGCAAGUCAACAGAUUUCUUAGCUUCCUCUGGACUCAGUGUUACAUGAAUUUCAGACUGGAUUUCUUUCAAUAAACUGUCUAUUUCCUUGCUAAUAUUUGACCACUGCAUUGCCGUACUCCUCUGGUCCCGUGAGUCCCUUUUCCGAUCCGAUUCCAAAAAUUCAACGCGAGUAGUCGGCGGGGGCCUGGGACGAAAAUGAUAGCCAUCGCCUUCCCGCGAAGCGCUCAAUGGCUGUGAAAACACAUUUGUAGAAACACAAGAAGGUAAAGAAAUAUCGCUCCGAGUUGAAACCACAGGUAACUGAAUCGAAAAAUCGGGCAAUCCACGAUCCAUUCCAGACCCAGCGUAAUCCAAACUUAUACCACGACCACUGUCGAAGCCAACGUUCAAUCUAUUCGAAGCAUCCAUCGAUCACACUUGAAAACAUGCAAUUCCAAUAGCACUUUUUUCACUGAUGUUGGGGAUAAGCACAGAUUUCUUCAACUCAAACGGUGAAAACUAAAACAAAAAUACAAAACAUGUAGGUAGAGAGCAAGAUAGAACUGAAAAACGAACCAAAUACUUACAAGUUCUGUGCUCUCUCUACCAUACAAACAACGCAACAACUAUCACAGAUCAACACCCUAGUCACAUGGAAAAAGACGUCACGUGACCAGUGCUCAGGUCCCUAUCAAAAAAACCUAACAGUUUUCGGAUAAUUUUCAUGUCCGAUUUUUAAAUUAGAUUUGUCCCGAACAAAGAGAAAUUUCGUAUCUCUCUUGCGGCCAUGUGAUAUUAUUCGUCAACUCUGGUAAUAAAAUCAGAUGUUUAUAUUUCACUCAUACCUACCGACACAGCACCACCUAACCCCUUCAUUCGUUAAUUGAAGAUAGAUUAUAUGUCGAGCUUCAUAUGUUAUUAAUAAUGAUUAAGAAAAACAUAAAUUAAGCAUGUACAAACCAGCGAGAUAAUGUUCUGACGUUUCGACGACCUCAUGACGCAGUUAUCAAGGAACUGGAAAUAAAUAAAUGCGAGGUUAAAAAAGAGUUCAAGUAUACUAAAGUUGCUUAAAUGAAGUAGAGCUGGACAAAGACUUUAGCAUGGAUUGAAUCCGUUUGCACGUUCAAACGCAGUCUUAAAUGUUUUAUGUAAAGCAUUUGGUUUCGUUUACAAGACAGUCGAAAUUUGUUCCUGCAUUUUUUUCAACAGCGCUUUAAAGUAACUUGGGGGGUCCUCAGGGACGGUGCCGGCGUGGUCGUUAUCGUAGUGUUUACGCACAGAAGAUGACGUUCUAUGGUUAUCCACGCGUGCAUAAAGAUGACCGCGCGUAUAACCAACAUAGCCCCCUGUAUCGCACAGGUUACCUUGCAACUGGCGCACGACGCACUGUUGGUUGACCAGCUGUGGUUUGGUCUCACAUUGUUGGAGGUCGUGGCCAAUUUUCCGACUGACGAAUACGGGGUCGUAAGAGGGCUGUAUGAAAACGUACAGUUUUUCGAUCAGUUCUGUUCGCCCUUUCAGCCUUUUUUAGGAGUUUCCAGUUUCGAGAUUAGAGACAGAUCCAGGAGAAUAUAAUGUAGAAAAAAUCAAAACAUAGCUUUAAGUACAAAGGAUUAAAGCAGAGCAGACAAUGAGAGGACAUUUUAACGCUGUCUCGGCUAAUGUUUUCAAAGAACUAGAUCACCCGGCAGUCUGAUAUUCACGUCCAAUUUUCAAGAAUUCCCAUCGAAUUCUUUUAAGAAAAUGGGAUAUUUGAUUGGAACUUUCGAUUUCUGUGCAGACGUAGAAAGAGUCGUAGUCAUACCAAAUAUUCGAUAAGUUCAGGUUUUCGUGAAAAACAGGGACACCUACAGUUUGUAGUUAUAUAUUUCAGACUGCCGGGCUGUUCCUAGCCUCCCAAGCAGGCGUUUUUAGGGGAGCUCGUUUUUCAUCCCUACCCACAAACAAGCUCCCCUAAAAACGCCUGCGUGGGAGGCUAGGCUGUUUCGGACUAGUAUUCUGAAAACCGCCCCCGUGAUUCGAGAUUCGAAUAUGCUCAAGCACGGAGGUUUCGUCCACUACAAUACCAAAUCUUUUUUUAGAAUUGCUUGGCAUUUACGAACAAACGUCAAAUGCUCCGAGGAGGUUUCGAUGACAAUUUUUUCUGGAUCUAUCCUUUGAUAAAUGCAUGACUCAGUGCGUCACGCCUAUGAAGUGUUGAAAACAUUGAGUUUUCACCACAGGUAGCCCAAGCUCGAAAUAUGAGCAUCGGCGAGCAUCGCCAUUGUUGCGUAACAUUCAAAAUAUAAGGAUUUGUAUGGGAAAAAAACCUAUCGUUUCUGUAACCUACGAAAAUGAAAGGAUUUCAAUAAAAAACAGCUUACCUUACUUUAAAUGUGUGUUACGUCUCUCCUGUGUGGUCCACGGGCCGAUUUAUGGCCGUUUUAUGGGUUUUUAUGUAAACGGUUUGAAAACAACGGGAGCAAGAGACUGUCUCCCACCCCGAGUGUGAGUAAUUUGAGUCUCAGGCCACGUCGCUAUCUUUCAACGGUAACGCGGAGUCCAGGCCGAGGCUCAGUCGAUGGCUUCAGACGGGAAAGGUUUCAGAGAUUUGCGACCUUUGAUUCGCUCUCGGUGCAAAGGCAUCUUGAAGCAAGAUAACGAAUGGAAAGGAGAACUAUCACGUGUUACCUAGGCGGAAUUUGGAGGCGAUUGGAGCAGUUGGAGCGAAUUUACAGCCGUUCUCCUUCGUUGGAUCAUUCAAGCCGCUUCGCUGGAGUGCCCAACCUUGGUAAACCUUUAUAGAGAGAGAAAACCGUUUACAUAAAAACCCAUAAAACGGCCAUAAAUCGGCCCGUGGACCACACAGGAGAGACGUAACACACAUUUUAAGUAAGGUAAGCUGUUUUUUAUUGAAAUCCUUUCAUUUUCGUAGGUUACAGAAACGAUAGGUUUUUUUCCCAUACAAAUCCUUAUAUUUUGAAUGUUACGCAACAAUGCCGAUGCUCGCCGAUGCUCAUAUUUCGAGCUUGGGCUACCUGUGUUUUCACCAUAUGCCCAAGGUCGAUGAUUGAGUCUACUUCAAACUCAAGAUGAUGUUUGACAUCGCUUCAGAUUUCUAAAGAAACGUUUUAUGUUUUUAGAAGAAUUAAAUCGGAGUAUUCGUAAAAAUGGAUUAAAUUCCUACAGACUGCCCGGCUGCCUGGUCACUCCAUACCACACUGCGAACUAAUUCGGUUUCUUUCCGGAUUUCUCGCAUUUAUUUAGCGACUCGGACCACUUUCUCAGGGAUCCUUGAGUCCCUCUUACAUUCUUCCCAUUCUUGCUUGCUGUUUACUAUUUCCCGAUAAAAAUACGCGAAAAAACAUUGUUUGUGGUAUCCUUUUAAGAUCUGACUUACUGGCGUUCGUAACAAUGGGUAACUUGCAAAAACUCAAAAGUAAAAAAGGUAAUAAAAACAAAUCUAGGUUAAUGAACGAUAAAACAAUAAAUCACCUGUGUCAAGACUUGAAAUGUGAAGAUUGGAUAGAUGUGUACGGUAAAACGGAUGCCCAAGAUGCUUACUUUUACACUAAAUUGUAUCAGUUGAUGAUUAAGAAAUUGUUCAUGCUUAGUGUGCAUAUAUCGAGUUAUGGAUGCACGCAGGAAGUUUGGAGAGCACGAGGCGCAGCCCAGUGUAACUCUAGCUUUUUGAGUGCUCUCCAAACUUUCCAAGUGCAUCCAUAACUCGAUCUACGCACAGCUAAAAGCAUGAGCAAAUUCUUUUAUAACAGAGCGACAAAAAGGAUCUGCGCGAAGAAGCAUUUUAUUGUGAUAGAGUGCAAAAUUCUCACAACGCACAAAAAAAGUAAACAAACGUCCCCAUUUGCUGGUCAAAAACACGUCAUAUUUUAUACUUUGGUUUGAGCGAGAACAUUUGAUCCAGUUAACCGAUAACUGUGAAUAAAAAGCUCAAAAUUUACGUGGGAAAUGGAGAAAUCAAAGUCAAAUGAACUCAAGUGUCACUAAAAAAUGUUUUAAAAGUCAAAGACCCGAAGUUAUCAACGGUUUUGAUUGAUCAAAAUAAUGUUUACGCUGCCGUGCACGGUGCAAUUGGAGAAGACAGACUGCAGGAAACUUGCAGUUUUCUCCUGGGCAACCACCACACUGUUAUUUUGACGAAGAGUUAUGGCUGCAGCAGAAAACUCAGGUUGGCUGCUAAUAUUGCCAGUGUUGAAGCUUCUUGAUACGAAAUCACUUUUUUCGUUCCUAGUGAAUGUCUUACGGCCAAAAUUUGCUGCAGCUGGUCUUCCGACAAAUUUGCGAAACGCGCAACUUGAGAGUUUUUUUCGACUUUUUUCUUGCUGCUUAUUGGAUAAGCACCUAAAAGGUCAAUACCGAUAGUAAUAUUAGGCAGUUCUUCGCUGGUUUCAUCCAUAUUUUAAAGAGAAGGAAAACUUCACCGCAGCUUAACAGGACGGCAACUCUGCAAGCAGGUAAAAAAAAGAAUGCUCACGUCAUCUUAUUUACGCACGGGCGUGCGUAAAUAAAGAUUUUGGUCAUAGCGGCUCAAUAGGACUUAUAUAGGGCGAGCACGCGCGUUAUGUUAAUAAAUAGAUAUGUACCACUACGAAGACUCAGUAACAAGAGAAGUGAAAACGGCCAGAGAGUACCUUGGAUAACAAAAGGAAUCCUAACAUCAAGGAAAACUAAAAAUAUAUUGUAUAAGAAGUUUAUGAAGAACCUACAUGAAAAAAUGAGUCAAUUUAUAAAACAUACCGAAAUAAAUUCAACAAAGUAAAGAGAGCAGCUAAGAAGAACUACUAUAACAAGGCCAGGAGUUUAAUGAGAAGAAAGGUAAUUUGAGAAACAUUUUGAAAGGAAAAACCUGAACUACCAGAUUGUUUUGUAGGAAAUGGAAGUUCAAUUUCUGAUACAAGUGAAAUAAGCAAUAGAUUUAAUGAAUACUUUGUUAACGCUGGAGAAAGCUUAGCCUCGAAAAACCCAGACAGUGAUGUCAACAUUUCAACAUUCUUAGGUGAGAUAUCUACAAAUUCAAUGUUCUUGGACUCGAUUAUGAAAAAUAAAGUACGAAUUGAAAUAAGUAAACUAAACGGAACCAAGUCUUGUGGUCACUAGUGACGAAAUAUGACCUAAAUUAGUUAAGAGAAUUUCAAAGUAUAUAGUUCAACCACUAACACACAUAUUUAACCAGUCACUGGCCUUAUUCCUAAUGAACUUAAAGUUGCACUUGUUACUCCAGUAUUUAAAGCAAACAAUAAGCAAGAAUUUUCUAAUUAUAGACCCAUCUCGGUUCUGCCUUGUUUUAGUAAAAUAUUAGAGAAAUUAAUGAAUAAAAGAUUAAUUAAAUACCUUGACCAGAACAACACAUUAUUCCCUACCCAGUAUGGUUUUCGGAAAAGACACUCGACCAAUUUAGCAACUAUUUAGCUAAUGACAAAAAUAUCACAAGCAAUAGAUAAUAAUGAAUAUACUUUGGGUGUAUUUUUAGACCUUGCCCAGGCAUUUGAUACCGUAAAUCAUGAAAUAUAACCAAAGAAACUCGAUCAUUACGGAAUUAGGGGAAUUGCAAAUGAAUGGUUUAAAGAUUAUUGAACAAAUAGGAGACAAAUAGUUCAUUACAAAUCAGUCAGAUCAGAAAGUUUGACAUUCAAAUGUGGAGUGCCUCAGGGACCUGUCCUUGGGCCUCUCUUGUUCCUAUUUAUAUGAAUGAUAUUUCUAGGUGCUCGAAGAUCAUAACAUUUGUUCUCUUUGCUGAUGAUACUAAUUUAUUUUAAAGCUACAAAAAUGCUGAUAUUUUGUGCAAUGCCAUUAUGAAUCGAGAACUUCAAAAUAUUGCGUCUUGUUUCACUUUAAAUAAACACACUGUAUGAUUUUUGAAAACUAAGAGAAAGAAGUUCAAAGAAACUACUGAAAUUGAAAUUAAUGGUCAAAUAAUCAAUCAAGUUAAAUGCACUAAAUUUCUAGGUCUAAAUAUGGAUGAGGAACUCUCUCGGAAAGAUCGUAUUGAUCAAGUUGCAAUAAAGAUAUCGAAAAUGACAGGAAUUACGUCAAGGGCGAGACAUCAUCUAACUAUCCAAUCAUUAAAGACAAUCUAUAAUACUAUGGUGUAUCCAUACUUAAAGUAUUGUUGCAUUACAUGGACAAGCACUUACCCAACAAGGCUAAAAUCGAUAUUACCUUACAGAAAAAAAUGUGAGAAUAAUGACCUUUGCAAAGUAUCAAGAUGAAUCUAGACCUUAUUUCUGUCUCUUAAUCCUCUUAAAAUAUAUGAGCUAAAUAUGUAUUUGAUAAAAUUCUUUAUGUACUCGUACUUUAGGAAUGAUUUACCACAAUAUUUUAAAAAUUAUUUCACACUGAAUAAAAACAAAUAUAGUUAUGGUACUCAAUCAGCAUCAUAUAUAUUUAUUGAUUAUGAGAGGACAAAUUACGGAAAAUUUUCACUAAAAUACAGGAGGGCUCAGAUUUGGAAUAAUUUACCAGAUGAUCUGAAAACACUAAGGACAUAUUAUUCAUUUAAGAAAGGAGCUAUUGUCUAUGUGCAAAAUCAAAGUAAUUUACUUCAUUAAGAUAGGUUAAUUAAUUAAAAUAUAUAUGAGGUAAUACUUUCGUACAAAUCCCGUGGUGUUAUAAUUUAUUUAGAUUUGAUAUCCAUCUGCUAUUUUCACUAGACUUAAUUUGUACCAAGGGGAUCUUCCUAAAAAAAGCUCAAUAGAGCUUCCUAAGAUCUCCUGCCAUUAUAUUGCAUUGUAAUAGCAGAUAACAAGUAAUAAGAACAGUUGUAAAAAAUUUAAUUUAUAGUGGACAAAUAAAAUGAUGAUGAUGAUGAUGAACACUUGGUAAACGCGCAUACAAAGCCUUUAAGUGAAAAACAAAUUAGACUGUCUAACUCGUGCGGGGGAUCUCAUCUGACGUAAACUAUUUUUAGAAUCUAUGAGCAGCGCUAUUCCUUAAUAACGGCGUAAUGAGGUCGCCGAAACGUCGGAAAAUUAUCUCGUUAGAUUUUACAUGUUUAUGCUUCAGAUGUUCUUAAGAGAAUUGUAGUAAGCGACAAUACUCGCCACAAAACUUGAAACACUUGUGUGCUUUUCCCCUUUCCCAAUGUUGAUUUGGGUAUUGCAAUCAUCUAAGUGCUGCAAAAUCAGUACGCGUGGCUUAACAUUGGGGAAGGACAGGGGCACAUUUGAGUGGGAACAAAGGUGUGAAGAGUGAAUGUAAGAAAUGUGGUGGAAAUUCAAGAAAAAUGGCUUCUGUUUCAACCAUUUGUGACGAGUAUUGUAGCAACCUUUAGUUUUGAAAAUAAUGCUUUCCUUAUUUACAGGUUUCAGGAUUAAUUUGUCACCUCAGUUCAAUGGAGAAUCAUUCUUCAAGCAUUUAUGUUCUUUUUUAGCACUGCGUGACUAACCUUAACAUGCCUUAACACUGAAAAAAAAAUAUUGAUAUGGUAUGACUUUUAUGCUGCCAUUGACAAUUGGAGCUUAACCUAAUGACUCCUACAUGUUUUUUAAAAGUCAUCAUGCAUACUUACACGUAAAUUUAUUUUGGAUCCUUAGAUAUAUUGUUUGCCCAGAAUAACACUUCCACAACACCUAAUCAAAAAAGCUUGGAACAACCGUUGUGGCUCCCUGCUGGUGCCCUAACUUCAGAGUUAUUGUUUCCAUUGAGCAAUUUGGGCAUCACCGAUGCAACUCCUUUGCAACCUCACUCAUACCAUGUGAAGAAAUUCCCUCAGCCUCAUCUCAGCGUAAAUGAUAGGGAAAACUCGCACCAAGACAGUCAUGUUUGUGCACCGCCAACUUCGUCACAAAGUAGUGUCAUGUUCGGAUCCAUUGCCCAUCCGAUACAACUUGAACAGGAACAUGUAGGA
Messenger RNA from Porites lobata, 23574 nucleotides. Lineage: Eukaryota; Metazoa; Cnidaria; Anthozoa; Scleractinia; Poritidae. The record is from the annotation of a GenBank genome assembly.